UUAUAAAGCUGGCUAAAUGAGCACCUGACCCCCCUCUUAAUAUAAUCAAGCUACACCCCACUCAUACACACCAUACUCAACACGACUACACCAUCUACAUCAUCCACAUCAUAUUCCACACAUCUACACCAUAUUCACAUCCACACCUCAUAUUCAACACGUCAUCAUUUCAUCAUCAUCUACACCACACCUUUCACACCACACAUGAGGACACCAAACACAAGUAACAAAAGGGACUGGCGGACGGGCCAGCCUUGCUUUUUCUCAUACGAUCCGUGCGCUUAUACGUACAUACGAGUUUCCCGCUUUGAAAUCAUUUCGCCAACACAAAAGGGUAAGUGCCGCGAGGUUUUUUUUCGAAAAAAAAGAAGACUUCUAUUUAAAACAUGGUCCUUCGAAGCCGUACCGGACGGCAGUAGUGGUAACAAUAACAAAAUAAUAAAAAAUAUAAAAAAAAUCGGUCACGGUAACGCGGUAACUAAAUCAAAAAAGGGGGAAAAAAAAAGAACCCGGAGUAUAAAACGGGUGAAACAAAAAACUGAAAAAAUUUGUGUUAAGACACCGGUAGUGAAGUGACACUUUUUAAAUCGGUUACAAAAUAAACCGUUGGUGGACAUACAUAUGAAAACGUGAAAAAAAAGCAAGGAAAAAAUUAAAAAGUGAAAAAAAUUUAAUAUAAGUGUGGAAAACGGUAGUAAUACCUGACCGUUGGUGACAAGAAAAAGAAAAAGAAAAAGUCCCGGUAGAACAAAACCGGUAGUGUAAAACAAAAAAAAAAAAAUCUUCAAACGGUAGUAACAACUGGCCGUUGGUGACCACGAAAAAGUCCCAGUGUAGAACAAAACCGGUAGUGUAAAAAAGAAAAACCAAACGUGAAAAACUGUGAAACUUUGGACAAAAAUUUAAAAAAAAGAGGAAAGCGGUGGUGAAGAAAAAAAAAGAAUUGGAAAAAAGGGAACAACCUGUGUGAAAAAAUUUACAAACAACAAAUACAGUGAUAACAAAAAAAAACAAAAAACAAAAAAAAAUAUACAUAUAAACAAAAUCUAAUAUACAUAUGUACACAUGUACGUAUAUUGUAUAUGUUAAAAAAGUGAAUACCUGUGGGCAAACCAAGUGUGAAAAAAUUGAACAAAAGUGCGGUGCUAAACAUAAAAUACAUAUAUAAUACAUACAUAUACAAAUGUAUGUAAGGUGAAACCAAAAAAAAAAAAAAAAACAAAGAGUGAGGUGACAAAGUGUGGUGCGCAAACUAAAGGUUAACAUAACAAACAAAUUUCAUUUCACAGUGCGGUGAAAACAAAACCAAAUCGAAACAAAAGAGGAACCAGGAAAACCCAACAACACCAGCAACACAAAGAUUGGAGAAAGACGCACAGGCACAAGCACAAGCACAGGCACAAGCGCAGGCACAAGCGCUAUCACAAGCGCAGGCACCCAAUAAACAAUUGCGUAAAUGUUUUGUAAAUCUGCGCUAAAAUAAACUUAUCUACAAACAUUUGAGUAAACUUACUUACAAAUGUGAGAAAUAAGUUUAAUUAUAAGUUUACUUAUCUUAUAUUUGUAAGUUUAAAAUAAAUGCGUUGAAAAAACGUUUACUUACAAACAUAAAUGUAAACUUAUGAUGCAACAUUGCAAAUCAGUUUACAUGUAAACACAAAAAGUAAACCAACCGUUUACCAUUUCCCGUUAGUUUUUUCGCCGACUCUCUGACGACUGUUUUUUCUUUUUUGAGUGAUCGCAGUUCAUAAUUAUUGAAUUUGUGAGAUGUAAAGACGUGCGUUUUAAAUAAAACAGUGGAAAAGUUAAUAACUAAAAAUAAUUAAUUGAAAAAUUACUUACAUAUAAGUAUUAUUUAGAAGUGUUAUAAAUAAAAUAAAAUAAAAAAGGCCUUUACAAUAUAAAAGGGUAAGUUGCAUGUUGUAUUUUAAGGCGUUGUUAUAAUUUUUUUAACUGCUAUUCGCGGAAAAUUUGCCACGCAUUCUAACUAAGUUUGUUUUUUGCAGGAAUACUGGAAAUAAGGUGCUUCCAAAACUUAAAAGUUUCUCAUAAUGUCCGCCAAUAAAUCAUACACAUACAACUCCCAAGAACCAAUAGCCCAAACAAAUACCGAUGGAGUGCAUUUGCAAUUUGAAACAUCCAUCAACCAAAACGGAAAUAACCACACCAUAGUCGAAGAAGCAGGAACAAUUAAUAGCUAUACACUGGAUCCCACAUUUUUAGAAGCAAUUCAAAGCACCAUUGAUGCAGCUGUAUCAAAAUCUAUGGGAAGAAUCGUCGAGGAGGUAAGAAGCUUGCAGCGAGAUAUCGCAGAGUUGAGGAAUAGCAGAGACAAUGUUCCAUCAAAAAAGAUUAUGCCAGCGGAACCUUUAAACACAGUGGAGCAAUUUAUGGAAUUGGAGAGUUUACUCCAGAAGGAUGAAGAAUAUGCUAAAUUUAAAUCGGAACUUAUGCAAAAUAUUAAAUACACAGGAGCGAAAUUCGUCAGAACAGCUUGGCGCUCAUUGGUAUCCGAUGAAUGUGCUCAACAUUUUGCUUGGAGUGGAACGUCAGACAAAAAACCUGUCCGCGUCUUAAAAGUAUCUAUGGCUAUCCGAGAUGUCUUCUUACAUGAAGUGAAGGGCAAUGACACUGAAUAUAUAAGUGGCACCAAGACGAUUUUUCAGUUUGCCAAAAAUAGACAAAAACGGAAGCACCAAAAUGCAGCAAAUUAAUUAUUUUACCUAACUAUUUUUCUAUCAUUUCAUUUUUAAAGAAUGUUUUUUAAAUUUUAAUUUUUAGUAUAAGUUUGAUUUAACUUAUGAAGAAUUUUUUUAAUUUUUA
Messenger RNA from Bactrocera neohumeralis, 2823 nucleotides. RefSeq lists its product as uncharacterized. The record is from RefSeq and is a predicted model, not a curated record. The coding region runs from base 2052 to 2714 and encodes 220 amino acids. The transcript is spliced from 5 exons. Lineage: Eukaryota; Metazoa; Arthropoda; Insecta; Diptera; Tephritidae.